Messenger RNA from Cadophora gregata, 1420 nucleotides. RefSeq lists its product as uncharacterized. Gene Ontology annotation, biological process: purine nucleobase biosynthetic process. The coding region runs from base 1 to 1395 and encodes 464 amino acids. The transcript is spliced from 3 exons. The record is from RefSeq and is a predicted model, not a curated record. Lineage: Eukaryota; Fungi; Ascomycota; Leotiomycetes; Helotiales; Ploettnerulaceae. Gene Ontology annotation, molecular function: metal ion binding; phosphoribosylamine-glycine ligase activity; ATP binding.
AUGACUGAAACGUUCCUUCAGCUCAAAGUCCUCCUCAUAGGUAGAGGUGCAAGAGAGCAUGCACUAGCCCUCAAACUCAGCCAGUCAAACCACGUCAGUAAGAUCGUUGUCGUUCCAGGAAAUGGUGGAACAUACACCGAUAUACCCAAAACCUGCAAUGUUGGUGGAAUCGACGAGAAUGACUUCCAGGGGCUUUUGAAGCUGGCUCAAGAGCUGAAAAUAAAUAUGGUCGUGCCGGGCCCCGAUGCACCAAUCGUAAAUGGUAUCGGGGAUUUGUUCCGAGAAGCAAAAAUAUGGUGCUUUGCGCCUUCGAAAGCAGCAGCCCAAAUUGAGGGGUCAAAAGCUUUCUCAAAAGAUUUUAUGGAACGCCACAAAGUCCCCACAGCAACCUACGCAAGCUUUAAAAAUACUCACAAUGCGAAACAGUACAUUGACGACUGCACAAGCCAUGAUCUACUGCGCCGAGUGGUGAUCAAAGCAUCAGGUCUCGCAGCCGGAAAAGGUGUGGUCAUCCCACAAACGAGAGACGAAGCUUUCCAAGCCCUAGACGAGAUGAUGCUGGCUGACAAAUUUGGUGAAGCCGGAAAUGAAAUUGUGAUCGAGGAGUUUCUCGAAGGAGAAGAGCUAAGCAUUCAUACUUUUUGUGAUGGGAAGACGUUCAAGUCCCUACCAGCUGCUCAGGACCACAAGCGAAUUUUCGAUGGUGACCAGGGACCAAAUACUGGGGGCAUGGGGUGCUAUUGCCCUGUUAGAGCUGCAAUUCCGUCUAUGAUGCGAGACAUCGAGAGGUUGAUUAUCAAACCAACUCUAGAUGGAUUGAGAGAUGAAGGUGCUCCCUUUGUUGGGAUGCUAUUUACCGGAGUCAUGCUCACCAAAUCCGGCCCCAAAUGCCUCGAAUACAAUGCUCGUUUUGGCGAUCCAGAAGGCCAAACUCUCCUCCCACUGCUCGAAUCAGACUUAGCGGAAAUCAUGCUGGCUUGCAUCACUGGAAAUCUUCACCAAGUUGACCUGAUUAUGGAAAAUAAGUUCUGCGCAACAGUAGUUCUUGCUUCUAGAGGCUAUCCGGAGGAAUAUAAAACUGGCUAUCAGAUCAAUUUCCAGCCAUUCCACACGGAUGCAUCAUCUUCGCUAUGUAUGAGCACAGAAAAUCUGUUAGAGAAACGCGCUGUCAAAUCUCACGUGAGCUAUUUAGCUGCUGGAACAAGGCUCGAUCAAGAUGGUAUGUUCGUAACGAAUGGAGGACGGGUAAUAGCCGUCAUAGCAAAAAUGGAUACGCUGGAGAAAGCAAUCCGGAUGGUUUACCGAGGGGUAAAGAGAGUGUCGUUCGAGGGAAUGCAAUUCAGAAGGGAUAUUGCACAUCGUUCAUUACACCCCAUUGGAAGUGAAAAUAAUUAAACAAUCCAUCAAUUUUGCAUCACGG